Paramormyrops kingsleyae is the source of this 960-nucleotide messenger RNA. The record is from RefSeq and is a predicted model, not a curated record. NCBI's taxonomy places the organism in Eukaryota, Metazoa, Chordata, Actinopteri, Osteoglossiformes, Mormyridae.
CGAUCCCGGGAGGGUUGGAUCUCCGAGUACAGCGUGGAGGAGAAACUCGAGUUCAGCAAACGGCAGAAGCAGAGUUCCUGCAGCGCUGAGAGGGACAGCAAACCGCGGAGACGCAAUCAUCACUUGAAAACCUACGAAGGGCAUUACCAGGAAUCUAAGACUAUAAGCAGGAGGAUGGAGUGUAAGGAGCGGCAGGCCAGGCAGCCGAGCCGGGAGUCGGGAGUGUAUGGCAAUGAGGGCCCACGCAAGGAGCUGGGCAGUGACAGAGACUGGCACCACUAUAGCAAAUCCUCGAUGGCAAAUCAGAUCUUCAGAGCAGUGCACUUCCUACACCGAAACAAGCUUACUCACACUGACCUGAAGCCAGAGAAUAUCCUCUUUGUGGAUUCUGACUACUGCUUGGAGUACAAUGUAAAAUUGAAAAGGGACGAGAGGACCUUGAAGAAUACUGAUGUGAAGGUGGUGGAUUUUGGAAAUGCUAUAUAUGACCACGAGCACCAUACUUCUGUGGUGUCCACCAGGCAUUAUCGAGCACCUGAGGUCAUUCUUGAACUUGGAUGGAACCAGGCAUGUGAUGUUUGGAGUCUGGGCUGCAUACUAAUUGAGUAUUACCUCGGAUUGACGCUCUUUCAGACUCACGACAGCAAGGAGCACUUGGCUAUGAUGGAAAGGGUCCUUGGGCCAAUACCCAGCUCCCUCUUACAGAAAACCAAGAAAAGGAGAUACGUUCGUCAUGGGCGGCUGGACUGGGAUGAGCACAACUCUUCCGGGAGAUAUGUGAGGAAGCACUGCAAGCCCCUUAAACAAUACAUGUCCUCAAAGAGUACAGAGCAUGAGCAGCUUUUUGACCUCAUGCACAAGAUGCUGGAGUAUGACGUAUCCAAAAGGAUCACUCUGGAGGCAGCCCUCAGACACCCCUUUUUUGAUCCUUUGAAAGGAAAGAAAAAGUGAUGAUGAGUU